UCCGGCUCCCGGGAGCGGAGCGGCAGCUCGGCGCGCGCGGGAGGUGCCGGCGGCGGCCUGGAGAUGUCCCGCCGGGGCCGUCGCCUGCUCGCCGCCUACCUGUUCCCGGCCCUGCUCCUCUACGGGCUGGGAGAGGGUUCUGCUCUCCUGCAUCCUGAUAGCAGAUCCCAUCCGCGGUCUUUAGAAAAAAGUGCUUGGAGGGCUUUCAAGGAAUCACAAUGUCAUCACAUGCUCAAACAUCUCCACAAUGGUGCGAGGAUCACUGUUCAGAUGCCACCGGCAAUCGAGGGACACUGGGUAUCUACCGGCUGUGAAGUCAGGUCAGGCCCUGAGUUCCUCACAAGGUCUUACAGAUUCUACCAUAACAACACCUUCAAGGCCUACCAGUUUUAUUACGGUGGCAACCGUUGCACGAACCCCACCUACACCCUCAUCAUCCGGGGAAAGAUUCGCCUGCGCCAAGCCUCCUGGAUCAUCCGUGGGGGCACGGAAGCUGACUACCAGCUGCACAAUGUCCAGGUCAUCUGCCACACGGAGGCAGUGGCUGAGCGGCUCAGCCAGCUGGUGAACCGCACAUGCCCAGGAUUCGUCCCCAUGGGAGGUGCCUGGGUUCAGGAUGUGCCUUACGACCUGUGGCGGGAGGAGAACGGCUGUGAAUGCACAAAGGCUGUGAACUUUGCCAUGCAUGAGCUGCAGCUCAUCCGUGUGGAGAAGCAGUACCUGCAGCACAACCUGGAUCGCCUGGUUGAGGAGCUUUUCCUGGGUGACAUCCACACUGACACCAUGCAGAGGAUGUUUUACCGACCAUCCAGCUACCAGCCACCACUGCAGAAUGCCAAGAACCACGACCAUGCCUGCAUCGCCUGCCGCAUCAUCCACCGCUCAGACGAGCACCGCCCGCCCCUGUUGCCCCCCAAAGCUGACCUGACUGUGGGCCUUCAUGGCGAGUGGGUGAGCCAGCGCUGUGAGGUUCGGCCUGAAGUCCUCUUCCUCACCCGCCAUUUCAUCUUCCACGACAACAACAACACCUGGGAGGGUCACUACUACCACUACUCUGACCCCGUCUGCAAGCACCCCACCUUCACCAUCUAUGCCAAAGGCCGCUACAGCCGAGGCGUGCACUCAUCCAAGGUUAUGGGCGGCACAGAGUUUGUGUUCAAAGUGAAUCACAUGAAAGUCACCCCCAUGGAUGCAGCCACAGCCUCACUUCUUAACGUCUUCAACGGUAAUGAGUGUGGUGCUGAGGGUUCCUGGCAGGUGGGUGUCCAACAGGAUGUGACCCACACCAACGGCUGCGUUGCGCUGGGCAUCAAACUACCUCACACCGAGUAUGAGAUCUUCAAAAUGGAACAAGACGUUCGGGGCCGCUACUUGCUCUUCAAUGGCCAGAGGCCCAGCGAUGGCUCGAGCCCAGACAGGCCAGAGAAGAGAGCCACAUCUUACCAGAUGCCUUUAGUCCAAUGUGCCUCUUCCAUGCCCAGAGCUGAGGACUUCACUGAAGACCACAGGGGUCCCCGAGAUGGGAGCUGGGCCCCUGAUGGGAGCACUUGCCCUCCGCUCCUUGCUCUGCUUGCUGGAAUUUUGACUCUGCUGCACUGGAACAUCCUCAGAUAGAAGUUUUCUUAUUUUUAUUUUUCCAAACCAGGAUUCCUUAUAAGGGACAGACAUAGUCUCCUAAUGGAAAGAAAGGAUGCUUAUUUUUCUGAUGCACUUGAAUGCCCCAGAACUAUCUUUGCUUUUCUCCUCUGCUUUCCCCUCUCCCAGUCCAAAUCAUGCACAGCCUGUUUGAAGUCCAUCCUGUCAGACCCCUGGCCUGGGGCGGUAACAGAGUAAUUGCACUUUAAGGCUUCAGAGGGUUUGGGACUAGUGUGGUGAACAGAGGUGAGAGCUCAAUUCUCAUCUUUUCUUCCCCUGACUUAUUAUUGGAUUUCUGAGUUGAACUUGGAAAAGCAGAUGUCAAGCUGUUGCUGUACCUGCCACUUUACUGCAGAUGCCUCCUGUUCUCCUUAGAAACUGUUCUCCUCUCUUAGAUUUUACAACCUGGACUCCCGUGCAGAGUGAAUUUGGACAUACCAUGAAGCCACCUUUCAUUAAAGAAAAAGAGAAAGUAAAGUAUGUAGAUAUGUACAUAGGAAAGACCAAGCUUCCUCUCAGCACCAUGACUGCCUCCCUGCCAACAAAGAGAGUCUAGACUUGGGAAUACUGUGGAAAAGUAUCUGUAAUUAAACCUUCAAAGUGAUUUAAA
Molecule: messenger RNA, 2245 nt
Organism: Suncus etruscus (white-toothed pygmy shrew)
Lineage: Eukaryota; Metazoa; Chordata; Mammalia; Eulipotyphla; Soricidae
Gene: APCDD1
Product: APC down-regulated 1
Exons: 5
Coding region: 64-1614 (516 amino acids)
Biological process (GO): negative regulation of Wnt signaling pathway
Cellular component (GO): plasma membrane
Molecular function (GO): Wnt-protein binding
Source: RefSeq, a predicted model, not a curated record